Messenger RNA from Notothenia coriiceps (black rockcod), 2279 nucleotides. RefSeq names its product rho GTPase-activating protein 17-like. The record is from RefSeq and is a predicted model, not a curated record. NCBI's taxonomy places the organism in Eukaryota, Metazoa, Chordata, Actinopteri, Perciformes, Nototheniidae. The transcript has 6 exons. The coding region runs from base 1 to 1122 and encodes 373 amino acids.
AUGGCUAGAAAGUUUGUUUGUGAGUUAUCCAGAGCUGCCGGGACGUUUCCUAUCCAAGGCGGGCUCAGGGUCUCAGACCCUGAGCCCGCCUUGGAUAGGAAACGUCCCGGCAGCCUGCAGGGGCAGGAAGGGGAGAGUCACACCCCCCGAAAAGACAGCACUGUUAACAAACAGCCGGAGCCCACUCCACGUAGAGCCGGCACUGUAAUUAGAAAGCAGCCACAGCUAACCUCACCCACCUUCCACCCCCCACUGCCUCCUCUGGAAGCCGGGGGUCCUGCCCAGCCUGAGCCCCCGCCCCAGCUCCUGUCCUCGGCUGCAGAGGCUGAGCAGCCCCGCCUGAGUGGUGCUAGUAGUGGUGGUGGUGUUGGUGGGGGGCUCCAGGUAGCUACAGUGCAGCCUCAGGUUGUAGCCCAGCUCAGCGCAGAGGAAAGCAGCCCAGCCCGUGAGCUCAUGUCCACCCCCCCUCCCCAGUGGAAUGGUUCGGUCCAUCUCUCAGUAGGCACCCCUCAUUCCCAGGGUGGAUCCAGGGGGCCUAGUCCGCACAUGGUUCGAAGAGGCACCAAGAAGCAGGCCCCCGCCCCACCAAAACAAUUCAGCCCCUUCCUUUCUCAGCUCAGCAACACACAGACAUCCAGCUCCACUCAUCAUCCACCCAUCACCCCCAGACGCCACACCGUCAAAGAAAGCCCUAUCCAAGCCCCGAGCCACCCGCCCCCCCAGCCUCCUCCAGCCCACCAGGCACAGGGGGAGUCGGAGCCCUCUCCCCCCAGGACUCCCACCCCCCCUGACAGUCCACAUCAUGAAGGGCCGCACUCCAACCAGCAUUCCUUCCACCACUCUGGGUCCCUCCCUCGCCCCUCCAGGCCGGCACCCAAGCCACGCCCCCGACCCAACAUGCCGCCGCCCCCACAACCUGCAGCAAAUGACGCAGAUGGCAUCUUUGGCUCCGCCUCCAAGGUCAUAACAGACGGAAACCUUUCCCUAAAGGGGAUUGGACGAGCCUUCAUCCCUGAGGUGAUUGCGGACCAACCAGGGGAGAGCUCUGCUGGUCAAGAGCCCGCCCCCACCCCAGUGCUGCAACCAGACCCUCAGUUCCAGACAGAGUACACAGCUCUGUGAAGAUAAAGAGGGAUCGCUGUCAUCCAAAUUCUCUCUCACUCAGCUGGUCCGUGUAAAAGAUGUUAAUGUUUAGAAUAAAAUAUCAGAAAGGUAACUGAACUCAUUUGUUACCCCAGCUCGUCAUGCUCCACUCAUGUAAAAACAGCUGCCUUUUCUUCUGUUUUGCUCAAACCAGAACCACAAAACGCCUGUUCAGCUAGUACAUUGCAUAUCAAGCGCUCCUUUCGUUUAAACUGCAGGGUAUUUUAAGAUUGGACUGCUGAGCAAUAGCAUCAAGCCUCAAUUUAUACUUAUAAAUAUAAACGCAUACUGUAGCAGCUAAACUGAAAGGGUGCUAAGCUUUCUCUUCACUCUUUUUUUACAACUUAAAGUUGAAUGCUAUGAAUGUUUUCAGAUAAAAAAUUGAGAACCUCGCUCUAGCACAACAUACAGUAGUCAAGAAUAUUUUAUUUUAGUCAGCAUAGUUGUGGGGAGAGAUUGUAGUGUGAGCCAGUCAUUGCCAGUGAUCUAUUUAUCAGUUUCCAAUUUGUCAAGCUCCAGAGGCUUUUUAAUAAUUUUCACACACCUCAGGUCUCCAUUAAACAUACCAGUGUAAAGAACCAAAGAAAUAAAUAUGGACCAAUGGAAAUAUAAUGAAAAUGUAGAGCUGCCCAGCCUCUGUUUAUGGUUGUUAAUGACCAAAUGUUUUGUGCAAUAUAAAAACAAAUUGUCUUUCAAUGGUAUCCUCUCCACAGCAAAUAUGCUGUCAUUUUUGUAAUUGUAAUAAUCCAGUGGGGUAGGAUUUUACUUUUUGUUUUCUAUCUGAAUAUAACUCUAUUCCAAAUGACCGGAUUGACCAAGUUUUUUAAAUGGGUUUAAAGCUCAAUGAGUAUAUUUUUUAUCAUUAAAAGGGAUUUUUUUUUUAACAGAUUGAUGUGAUGCAUGUUUUCAAUACAUAGCUUGUAACUGAUCACUCCAAUUUACGCUCAAAGCUAAGACCAAAUACAGCCGAUUAUUUCUUUGUGUAUAAUUUUCACCAUGGCUGACAAUCUUACCUUGAUAGGAUGAUUUUCAGCUCUUUUACUUCUUCUAAGCAUUUUAAUGAUGGCUUUUCUGCACAUAAUGCAUCCUACAAUGCAUCAUUACUCUUUAUAAUUAAAGGUGUUCAACAUUUUAAA